AUGGACGAAUCGAUUCAAAGCAAAGGUGGUACAAGACGGAGGGCCCAUGGAGAACUGGGAAUCUUUUCCAAAGCCGCCGUCGCUUGCGUCUCUCCUCAAUUGCUAGAGAACAACAAGGCUGCCAUGUGCAUGGACAAUUCGAUUGAUCAAACAUUGGAGUACAAGGAACGGUAUGUUCCCGUUGCCAAGGCCAAGGUGAAGAAAGUGAAGGAUACAUACGGUCCCGUGGUCAAGGAAUCGGCAGUUGACUUUGCCAUGACGGCCGCCGAAGCGUAUCGACAAGAAUGCAAGAGUGAGAAGCAAAAUCGAGGAGGAGACGAACUCUUUUUUCAGAACCCAAAUGCCACAACUCCUUAUCCGGACGAACCCAACAAUAGUUUACUAGCAGGCUCUGGGAAUAGAAGUCACGAUGGUAGUUUGAGUUUGCUCGACGAAAAGAAGGAGCCUGUCUUUGAUCCUUGGGGUGAAAAGAAGGAUUCUUUGUUUGAUGGAGAGGAGGAAGAGUCGGAUGUUAAUUUGAAUGGUGGAGGUAUACCGUUCAUCAAGGAAAAGAAACAGAAUGCCAACCUUUUAUCCCGAUACAAUUAUUCCAACGACAAUGGCGCGGAUGUCGAUCGACCCCAAGCUCCUGUCCGCCGUCGAUUUCCGAACACGAACGAGCUCAUGGGUCGAACUGGCAGCCUAACACCCCCAAGGGUUGCUCGAAGUGUGGACAAGAGUCCAUUUCAAUCUGGUAGUGCUGGCGGCAAACACGAGUUGCGAGCUACUCGAAUGGAACUCUUUCGUCAGGGUCAAGAAGGAAAGAAUUCUUCCAGUUCUGAAUCUCGCCUCACCAAGGCCUUGGUGGACUUGGAACAACAGGACAGCACUGUAGAUGCUCUCAAGAGGCAGUUGGAAUUGACUCAAUCCGAAUUGGACGAAGCACACAACAAGCUCGAUCAGGCUCAUAGAAUGGCCCAAGAAAAUAACUUUCGGGGGAAUCAAGUGCAACGCAGACAAAUGGCAGGCAGACAUCAAGAGGAAACAGCGCAAACGGAUCACUUGCAACAAAUCAUUGCCAACCUGAAAUUAGAAAUUGCUACUCUUCAACAGCAAGCGCAAGAACGAGAUAGGUCUGCUACGCGUGGGUUGCCUUCCCUUUCGGCCAGCUUUGAUGGAGCAAGUAGGGGUGGUACAACCAAUAAGAAUCAAAUGAUUUCGCUGCGAGCCGAGAUUGUCGAGUUGAGAUCGCAACUGGCCGAAGCGCAUGCCAGUAACAUUGACGACAAUGCUUCGGUUCGUACGUUUGAGGAAUUGGACGACUUGAAACAAAAGCUUCAGGAUACCGAAGACGAAUUGAGAAGUAUUAAAAACAAGGAACAAAACUUUCAAAAAUUGCAAGAACAAAUGUUCCUAUUGCAAUAUGAGGCCAAUGAUACCAAGAAGCGAUUGGAAAAUCAAUUGCAAGACGCUUCCAAGGUGGAGCUUGAACUAAGGUCGGAACUCUCCAAGACCAAGUCAUCGUUACACAAGUUGGAAAAUGAAAGUUCUCGCAGGCGAUUGUUCAAUUCAGCUGGGGGCAAUAAACAAUUGCAAACGGCACGAGAAGAAAUUGCUAAACUCAAGGAGGAGUUGGGACAGGAAAAGAAGAAUGCAAAGCACGAUCUCGACAAUUUGUCCAAGGAACUGGAGGAAGUCAAGCAUAAGUUGAUGAUCUCGGAUGAUGAACUCGUUGACGUCAAGGCUCAAGCUCUGAGUGAUCGCAAAAAGAUGCAAGAUGGUAUGAGAGAACAGUCGGAAACGGUCAGGUCUAUGCAACAACAAAUUCAAUCCAAGGAUGAAAAAAUGAUUGCGCAUCUGCGCAAGAUUUCCGAAUUGGAGGCCCUGCUCGCUGACAAUGGAGUCGAUUCCUCGGCACACUUGAAAAAAAUUAGCUCUUUGGAACGAAAAGUGGCCCAACUGGAAUCAUCCGAGAGGAGGCUGCAACAGGAAUUGGAGCUACAAAAGAACUUGCUCAAGGAAGAGCGAGAUCAGGCGUCCAAGAAAGCAGGGGCUAGUGUGGACAAGGAGAGUGUGCGUCGACUAAAGGAACGCAUGGAACGGGUCAGGGCGUUUGAAUCACCGAAUCCCACGAGGGGAGAUGUGGACUCGGUGAUGCGGGAAACGGCCUUGAAGAAACAGAUUGAAGCUCUUAAUGCAAAAGUCACGAGCCUACAAAAGAGCCAAUCUUCCGAUGGGGUAAAGGAAGAGAUUCUGCUCAAUGAAAUUGCUUCGCUCAAAGCAAAACUACGACAAACAGAAAGUUCGGGGAAAGAAGAAAAGCUGCGAUCCGAAGCGGAACGUCGCAUGAGUCGGGAUCUUAGCACAGGUCACUCCCGGGAAUUGGAGCGCCUGCGUCAAGAACAAUUGGAAACUCUAGCUGCCAAGAACAAGAUGGAGCAAGAACUUAUGGAAUUGCGAAAAAAGUUGAUGGAGGCAACCCAAUCCAAUGUGCAAACUGCCACUGCAAAAGCCAAAGAGUCAGAGGGAGCCGAGGUCACUGUCAAAGUGAACCGUUUGCGAAACGAACUGGCAGUGGCUCGAAAUCGUCUGGUGACGGCACGAGAACAGUCGAGAGCCUUCGAUGGAGAUUCCAUUUCCACCAAGAACUCGACUCCUCAACGUCGCCCAGUUUCCUUGCCACAGUCUCCUGCGUCUCCGGUCGAGUCCAGCGUUUCGCAAGGAUCCUCCUGGGCACCUCCCAACAUUAAUAGACUUCGUGUGGUGAUCAAACAACCGUCUAAUCCCACCGAACCUGAAGGGAUCAAAAACGAAACCGCUUCAGUGCCUUUGCCCGCUCUUCCUGCAGCUACUGCUGCCAGCAAUACAACCAAGAGUCCUCCCACCAAGAUUCUCGUCGCAUCGACAUUGCGUUCGUCGGCUGUCAUUACGCCAGAAGCUACUGCUUCAAGCAGUACAACCAAGAGUCCUCCCACCAAGAUUCUUGUCGCAUCGACAUUGCGUUCGCCGGCUGUCAUUACGCCAGAAAAGGCCGAAGUCUUGCCUCGUGCCAUACCUCCUGCGUAUGGUAGUAGCAAGAGUCGGUCCUCGAGCACAGACUUGAGACAGCGGUUGGAAGCGUCGCGACGUCGAUUGGACAAUGCGAACGUCAAGCUCGAAAAGUUGCUAGCUCCUGGCAAUUUUGUGAUUGUCGAGGAAGAGAAAAACGAGAGUCUAUUGGACGAGGUCCUGGGGCAAUGA
Cylindrotheca closterium is the source of this 3219-nucleotide messenger RNA. Lineage: Eukaryota; Bacillariophyta; Bacillariophyceae; Bacillariales; Bacillariaceae. The record is from the annotation of a GenBank genome assembly.